This is a messenger RNA of Stylophora pistillata, 3484 nucleotides long. RefSeq lists its product as uncharacterized. Gene Ontology annotation, molecular function: serine-type endopeptidase activity; calcium ion binding; protein binding. Lineage: Eukaryota; Metazoa; Cnidaria; Anthozoa; Scleractinia; Pocilloporidae. The record is from RefSeq and is a predicted model, not a curated record. Gene Ontology annotation, biological process: proteolysis.
CGCUGAUUUUCACUACAUCCCUUCAAUUUUAGUCACAAGAUUUUACAGUCACGUCUCACAUAUCGAUAUGAGAGAUCUUCACAGAUUUAAAACCUAAACCGUGCGGUAAUUGAGACAUCACAAGUUUUUUUUUCAUGAUAGGAAAUCCUGAGGGAGUUUAUAGAUUUAGCAUGUUUUGUUUCAAAUAUCAAUUGACAAUGCGCCAAGGAAUUUGACACCAUUCUUCAAAAGCGCAUUAGAGUCUCGAUAUUUAGAGUUUGAAGAUUGCUUUUCUCUAACAUUUUUUCGUGUUCUCCUGUAACAUUUCGUCACCGAAAAGACCCAGAUAUGAAAGGAAAUCAAGGGAUUUAUGUUGUCAGUUUUUGGCUUCAUAUAUCUCUCGUGGUGUUUUGUUUGGGAAGACAGGGGCAGAGUGCUCGUCCGUCUUGCGGAAGAAAUUACAAUGGAAGGGAAGGAAAAAUAAAGUCCCCGAAUUACCCCAAUUAUUACAGUCCAAGAGCCAACUGCCUCUACAAGAUCACAGUUCCCAGUGGAAUGAGGGUCAGAGUCAGAUUUAACAAUUUCAGCGUUGAACCAGCUGGAGGAAGUCCUACAACGUGCUACGAUUACGUUGAAGUCCACGAUGGCCCAACCACCCAAAACAGUUCCCUUGGGAAGUAUUGUGGAAAGCUGCAACCUUUCAGCGUGUUCUCUACCAGCAAUGUUAUGCUUGUUCGAUUUGUCUCCGAUCGUUCUGUGAAUAACAGGGGCUUUCAACUUAACUUUCAAGCUAAAUCAUUGUCAAGGAUUCAACAACAAACACUACCACCCACAGCCACAAAUGCAAAGACAGUUCCCUCCACUCCUGUGAUAACUACUGCCACACCUUGCUCAUCCAAGGAAUUUCAGUGCAACGACGGCAGUUGCAUAAGAAAGGCAUAUCGAUGUGAUGGUACGUUUGACUGUUUGGACAAUUCAGAUGAAGAGAAGUGUCCAUGUAAAUCAUUCCAAAUGACCUGUGCUAAUGGAGUGUGUGUCAAUAAGCUAUGGAUUUGUGAUGGGGCAGACGAUUGCGGUGAUGGCUCAGACGAAAAGAACUGCGACGCACCAACAGCUCCAUCAUCAUCCUUGAAUUGUUCUGUAAAUAACGGCGGUUGUGAACACAAGUGCACCGAGGUUUACGUUGGUCAAAGGAAAAGCAUAUCUUGCAGUUGUAGACGUGGAUUUAAUUUACUGUCGGACCAAAAACACUGUGGUGACAUCGACGAAUGUCGGGGUAAUAAUGGAGGUUGCCGUCAUCGGUGUAUGAAUUACCCAGGAGGCCAUACGUGUGCUUGCACCCAAGGUUACUUUCUUGCUCGCGACAAGAAAAACUGUAAAGACAUAAAUGAAUGCUCUAAUGGUAACGGGGGAUGUAAUCAUGACUGUGUAAACACCGCUGGAAGCUUUCAUUGUAGAUGUUAUCCCGGAUUCGAAUUUAAGACCAGUAAUAAGAAGAUCUGUCAAGAUAUUAAUGAAUGUGAUGGCAAUAAUGGCGGCUGCAGUCACAACUGCGUUAACCAGGCCGGAAGCUUCUACUGCCAGUGCCCACCCGGAUACAAGCUACUAAAUGACUCCAAGACCUGUGCGGAUGUGAAUGAAUGUGAAAUAAGUAAAGGUGGAUGUGAGCAUAAUUGCCAGAACACUCUCGGAAGCUUUUAUUGUACUUGCCGUGAUGGUUAUAUCGAGGAUUUUGUGCAUUCCUCCAAGUGUAUGGAUAUUGAUGAGUGUGCAGAGGGAGUGCCAGCCUGUUUUGAUUGUCAUAAUACACCUGGAAGUUUCGAAUGUACAUGCGACGACCCUGGCUUCACCGCAAACGCCAACAAGACAGGGUGCGAAGACAUCGAUGAAUGCGCCUCAAACAAUGGCGGCUGUGGAGAGCACAAAUGCGUCAAUAAUUAUGGAAGCUUCUCGUGCCUAUGUAAACCUGGAUAUCAAUUUAACCCGACAACCAAAAGUUGUGAGGACAUCGACGAGUGCGCGGGUAAUCUUAAUGGUGGCUGCCAGCAAAUCUGCAAAAACAAUCUGGGAUCGUACCGAUGCGCCUGCAGAGAUGGUUACAAACUGAGGCAGCAGACCAGGUGUUUGGACAUUGACGAAUGCGCAGAAAGUGCUCACCAAUGCCAGCAGAACUGCACAAAUACAGAUGGAAGUUAUACUUGCUCCUGCAAGAAGGGAUACUUUCUUUCCAAUAAUGGCCACUCCUGCAGUAAAAAGAGGAACCCACAAGAGUGCGGCGUUGCACCCCUUGUUGUCAGUUCUUUCCAGGGGAGAUGGCAUUCAGAGGAACAACCGAUUUGGCCAUGGGCAGCCUUGCUUCACUUCAGCGUCUACGGUGACAUCGAAGGCUGUAUGGCCACUCUCAUAGAUAAAGAAUGGCUUAUCACAUCAGCUCAUUGGCUGUACCUGGGAGACAAAGUCAUUCCUACAAAGUUUGUCAAGGUGGAACUUGGGGCGUUCCCCCGUGGUUCUUCAAGUCACAAUCCUGUUUUGCACGAUGUGUCACAAAUCGUAAUCCACAAAGACUUUAACGGAGACCGAAAGGUACUCACUGGAAACAUCGCCCUUGUUCGCUUGACAAAACCGAUCAAUGUUACAGAUGAGAUAAGGCCCAUCUGCAUACCGACCAGGAUGGAAGUGGAGAACCUUCUGAAACCUGGGGCCUCAAGCGAUGGUGUAGUAAUCGGCUGGGGUAAGACCCUUGAGCACCGAGUUCGCAGCACACUUCACCAGGCGGCAGUCAUGGUUUCGCACAGAUCACGAUGCGAGCAAUGGGCCAGCAACAUUGCCUUCGAUGAAAACACCAUGAUCUGUGCUGGCUAUAAGGAGGCCGAGAGGACCGCUUGUGUCGGUGAUAGUGGGUCCCCGCUCAUGUUCUCUGUUACAACCCGUGAUCAGAGUUCAACAAAGUGGGUUCUGGGUGGUGUGAUGAGCUGGGGGCUUAAUGUGCUUCCACAAGGCUGCCACAAGGAUUACCGCUACACAGCCUACACAAGUGUGGAGCGCAACUUGAAGUGGAUCAAGUUCAGGGGUAAUCGUGGAAACACGAAAUAAACAAUCAUAUUUAAUCCUAACGUCAAAUAAUCACGUAGCAUACGUUUUGUUUCCGCUGAGUAACAUUAGUAAGCCGCUUAUGCUGAGAUUAAAGAGAACAUGUCUCAGAAAUGAGGAUAUUGCAGCUGUGAUCUAACUUGUGACUUCCCAUGUGAACGAAGGCAAGCUAAAACACCUUUGAACAGUUUUUAUCAACCUUUUGUACAGCUUACUAGGGGUCGCAUCCCUUGCAGCCUAUCGCACUCCUUUUGUUUCGUAAAUUGUUUAUGUAACAUGCUCGAUUACUUCUGAUUACCGUUCAAUGAAAAGAGUUUGUCAGUUGGGCAAUUUAUUUUUGGAUUUGCUUUAUUUUUCUGGGCUGAGCAUUACAGAAUAAAAGGUAAUAGUAAAGAAAACAAACGAAGUGUCGUCA